CCAGCGCAAAAGAAAUAAGAGACGUUAGGGAUUUAGCGUUAGUCGUUAGGUAUUGUUAUUGACCCAUUUUUUUUCCCCCUUUUUCUCCUUCAUUAUCCAAAGCUUCUUUUUUUUCAUUUAGAAGUCCCAUUCAUGGCCGCUCUCUUGCCUGUCUUUCUCUGCAUCUCUCACGCGUUCGAUUGCAAAAUAAAAAAAGAACAGCAAUUGCCAUUUUCUGCCUCUCCCUCCAUUUCUGUGAAGACCAACUAGACGCUGAGCAUCUUCAGAAACCGUCUCUACGGCAGAUCAACAUACAGAUCUAGAAGGAAGGUUACAGAAGAAUCAUCGAUUUUUCAGGGGGAAAAAAUCUUCACAUUCGGUGACCGUAGAAGGGAUUUCUUCUCGCGACGAUCCGGGAGUGAGCUUAGUACGAUUCUUUGGAGAGGAGGAGAAAAAAUAGGAAAGUUAUCCGGAUCUGGAUAACCUUUGGAUCUGGAUCUGGAAGAUCGCUGGCAGGGGUUAGCGCAGAUUCCGCAGAGUAUUUACCGCCGAUCGAUCUUUCCAAAUCUGUAGGAGAUUGAGGGGGUUUUUUUUAUGGUUCAAGUUUGAGGGCUUCUUCCUCGAAUUCGUUCCCCCGUGUCCAAAUUUGAAAGGGUUGUUAGGGGAAUCGUCAAUCUCAUCUCCUCCAAAUUAGUUUCUCUGCCCUUUGCAAAGGAUCCACGUCGUUACCCAGGUUGACUUUCUUCUUCCUUUCUUUCUCUGUGAGGGAAAAGAUCAAAAUUUUCGGGGCAGGGGGAGGAGAACAAAUGGUGGUGAAGAUGAUGAGGUGGCCGACCUGGCCGUCGAGGAAGCUUGAGGCGAGAAUCGUGGUACAGAGGCUGGAAGGGCUGAAGAAGGAUGGUGAUCAAGUGGAGGAGAAAAAGGAGAGGAGGUUGGUGGUUGAGGUGAAGUGGAAAGGUGAAAAGGGGAUUGCUUUGAGGCCGUUGAGGAGGAAGAGGGCUGUGAAGAGGAAUUUGACUCAGGAAUGUGUGGGGUUUUGCGCUGAUGAUGAUGAUGGAGUUGGUUGUUUCCAAUGGAAUGAGGAUUUCACAAAUGUUUGCAGCUUUUCAGGUCAAAGAGAGGGCCUGUUUCUCCCCUGGGAGGUUGCUCUUACUGUUUUCAAUGUUACCAGCGAAGAAGGAUUAGAGAACAAAUUCCAGGCCACUGGGACUGCUGUGAUUAACCUUGCAGAAUUUGUUUCAACAACGACUGACACAGAGCUUCAAAUUCAUUUACCUCUAACACCUCCUACUGCCUCUCCUCCUCAAGGGACUAGUAGUCUUUUGCUUCAUAUAACUCUUGGGUUGACAGAGCUCAGAACGAUCGGGCCUCCAUUACAACAAGAUCAAAGAACAAUGGUGCCUCUUGAAAGGACACUCUCUUGUAUGUCAUCCUCAGGACACACUGAAGAGCUUACUGGUCUGAGAGCCCGGCUCAGAAAUGUCAGGCUCUUGCAAAGUGGCGGCAAGAAGAAGCAUUCAUUUGGUGAAGAGACCACCGAUAGUGAUGCGGCAGCAGCAAAUAACAUAUACUCUGAAGGAGGAGAGUCCUUCCGGAAUGAUGAAGCAGCUGCUGCUGGUUUAGAAUUUGAGGCAAUGGCUGAUGACGGUUCUCAGCCAUCACUGAAUUAUGCAGUAGCAUUGGCCUAUACUAAUUUUGCUCAAGGGUCAGCUUUGACGAACAUUAUGAGUGGUGGUGAAGGUGAGGAAUGGUCGGAGUGGAUAUAUUUCAACAACAGAAAGCUAGAUGAUGGAGGUGGUUCCUUUCAAUCUGAGCAAUCACCAGCUGAAUUUAUCUUCCAAGAACAUCCUUUGAAGGAGAGGCUGAAGUCUAGACUCUUCUUGCCUUGGAGGAAAAGGAAACUCGGGUUUGGAUCUUCCAAGGUCAGAGUUAAAGGAGAACCUCUUCUGAAGAAGCAUUAUGGGGAAGAAGGUGGAGAUGACAUUGAUUUCGAUCGCAGACAGUUGAGCUCCUCAUCAUCUGACGAAUCUAACUUCGGGGGGAGAAAAUCAGAAGAAUGUUCCACCACAAGCAGAUCAUCCUUCUCUGAAUUUGGAGAUAACGGCUGUUUCUCUGUAGGCAGCUGGGAAACAAAAGAAGUAGUGAGUCGAGAUGGUAAAAUGAAGCUCCAAACACAGGUCUUCUUUGCAUCAAUUGAUCAAAGGCAUGAGCGGGCUGCAGGAGAGAGUGCUUGCACAGCCCUGGUUGCCAUCAUUGCUAACUGGUUGCAGUCCAACCAAUAUGAAGAAGCCCCGAUCAAGUCGGUGUUUGAUGACCUGAUCAGGGAUGGAUCACUGCAAUGGAGAAACCUUUGUGAGAAUGAAGAGUACAGACAACGGUUUCCUGACAAACACUUUGAUCUAGAGACUGUCCUUCGGGCUAAUAUAUGUCCGCUCACUGUAGUACCAGAGAAGUCCUUCAUAGGGUUUUUCCAUCCAGAAGAGAUUGAGGAGGGAGCAGCAGAGAAUUUCAACUUCCUUCAUGGCGCCAUGUCCUUUGACAGCAUCUGGGAGGAAAUCAGCCGUAACAACAGCUCACCUGCUUCUGGUGAGCUUUUUGUCUACAUUGUGAGCUGGAAUGACCAUUUCUUCAUCCUAAAGGUGGACCAAGAUGCAUAUUACAUCAUAGACACUCUUGGGGAACGCCUUUUUGAAGGAUGCAAUCAGGCAUAUAUCUUGAAGUUUGACAAGGACACGACAAUCGAGCUUCUUCCAAAACCAGCCGAAUCUUCAUCAGAUGAAAAUUCCACCACCAAGGACAAGGCACAAGCAACAAACAGCAGCAACUCGCACGGAGAGAAAAGUGCAGAAGCUCAAUUGACCAUUGCAGCUAACUUAAGUGACACGGAUAAUUCUGAGACGGAAGAGAAAAUUUUGUGGCGAGGAAAGGAGGCCUGCAAGGAGUAUAUUAAGAGCUUCCUUGCAGCCAUUCCGAUCAGGGAGUUGCAGGCAGAUCUCAAGAAAGGGUUGAUGGCGUCUACCCCUCUCCAUCACCGCCUUCAGGUCGAGUUCCACUACACCCAACUCACAACUAACACAGGCGGCUGCAGUUGAAAUUCUCGCGCGACUGUUAGCACGAAGGAUAGCGAGCUUCCAGCAUAUCAUUAGCACUGGCUGUCGCUGUUGCUUAGAACAUAACUCAGACCAGACGCCAUUCCUCGAACAAGCCCGUCACCAACCAUGGCUCAACGUCUUCAUUUCUCCUCUUCCUCGCGUCCGUCGCCGUCUCUUCCGACUCCGAAUCCGGUCGCCGCUUCGUCCAAGCCCAAUCGACUAGCGUUCAAUUUCAGCUUCCUCCCUCAUCCCACCACUCCCACUCGUCUCUGCUUCGGCACCACCAACCGCCGCCGCCUCACCGUCAGGCCUCUGGCGGCGACGGCCCUCCCCACAGUUGCUUCCGACGAGAGUGCCGGCGGUCCGGGGAAGAAGCCGUUGCUCGAAGUCAGAGAUUUGAAGGCCGUGAUUGCCGAAACGGGACAGGAGAUUCUCAAGGGCGUCAACCUAGUCGUGAAUGAAGGAGAGGUCCAUGCUAUAAUGGGCAAAAAUGGUUCUGGGAAAAGCACAUUCUCAAAGGUUCUUGUUGGCCAUCCACAUUAUGAAGUUACCGGAGGUAGCGUUGUCUUUAAAGGGGAGAACUUGCUUGACAUGGAGCCGGAGGACAGGUCCCUUGCAGGGCUUUUUAUGAGCUUUCAGUCCCCAGUAGAAAUCCCUGGUGUCAGCAAUAGCGACUUCCUAAAUAUGGCUUACAAUGCUCGAAGAAGAAAACUAGGUCUUCCCGAGCUUGGACCAAUUGAGUUCUAUGCGUACCUGUUUCCCAAGCUUGAGCUUGUGAACAUGAAAAGUGAUUUUCUAAAUAGAAAUGUUAACGAAGGGUUCAGCGGUGGUGAAAGGAAAAGGAACGAGAUUCUACAGCUCGCGGUUCUGGAAGCAGAUUUGUCCGUCUUAGAUGAGAUUGAUUCUGGUCUGGAUGUCGAUGCUCUCCAAGAUGUUGCGAAAGCAGUAAAUGGACUCUUGACGCCUAAGAAGUCUGUUUUGAUGGUUACACAUUAUCGACGGCUUUUGGAAUUCAUCCAGCCUUCCUUCGUCCAUAUCAUGGAGGAUGGAAGAAUUAUAAGGACUGGGGAUAUGAACAUAGUAAGUCUUCUUGAGAAGGAAGGUUAUAAAGCAAUGUCUACAUCCUGAAUAGUUUGGUGAAGCAUCUAUUAUCCAGUCAACAACACUGGUGCUAUUAAAUUUUGAGUCGAACCCGUCGUUUAAUCAAAGGGCUACUCAUUUUUGUCAAGACUGGAUGAAGCAUCUAUCAUCCAAUGUCAUUCCUUUCUCUGUGUAUUGAGGAACAGUUAUUUCCAUGUAGAAAUGGAUACCAGGAGUAGGCUUGACCCUCAGCUGAAUCAGCUCUCUCUUGAACUUCUCUAUCGAGCCAUUGUUUUGUAUAGAACUAUAUAGCUCUGCUACUGUCGACGACUAAUCAAUAGCCAACAAUGUUUUUCGCUUGUUGAUCAGCAA
Molecule: messenger RNA, 4523 nt
Organism: Linum tenue
Lineage: Eukaryota; Viridiplantae; Streptophyta; Magnoliopsida; Malpighiales; Linaceae
Source: the annotation of a GenBank genome assembly